This is a messenger RNA of Prosopis cineraria, 1235 nucleotides long. Its product is annotated as calcium-transporting ATPase 3, endoplasmic reticulum-type-like. The record is from RefSeq and is a predicted model, not a curated record. Gene Ontology annotation, biological process: calcium ion transmembrane transport; intracellular calcium ion homeostasis. The transcript is spliced from 14 exons. NCBI's taxonomy places the organism in Eukaryota, Viridiplantae, Streptophyta, Magnoliopsida, Fabales, Fabaceae. Bases 225 to 1235 code for a protein of 336 amino acids. Gene Ontology annotation, molecular function: P-type calcium transporter activity.
UCGUUCGGCUCCCCAAGAAAAGAAGUCCAUUGGCAAAAGCACGUCAUAAGCGGAGGUGAAAUGGAGUUUCGUGUAAACCAAGCAUGCUGAAAACUGAAAUUGAAAGCCAAGGAAAAUGGGAUUCAUGCGCUCUCGCUCUCCAUGAUUGAAGCAACACUCUCAACACUCAAAGCCGAAGGCUCUCAGUUCCGAUCCACAUUGGCAUUCUACGAUGGACGACGCAUAUGCCAGAUCUAUUCCUGAGAUGUGCUGCUCCGGUGCUUCUGAGAUGGAAUCACUUUUUACAUACUUUCGGGCAUCCAGAUGGCAGGACUCUUAUCAAGUCGCACAAAUUAAAACAAGGGACAACCGACAUUGAUCUCGUACUCGAUUUCUUUGGAGUGGACCCAACAAAAGGUCUUUCUGAUGGUCAGGUGGCACAGCAUGCCAGACUUUAUGGUAUAAACGUGCUGCCGGAAGAAAGAAGGGCUCCUUUUUGGAAAUUGGUCUUGAAACAAUUUGAUGAUUUGCUUGUGAAGAUAUUAAUAGCAGCUGCACUUAUCUCUUUCAUUCUGGCUUUAAUCAAUGGAGAAACGGGCUUAAUGGCAUUUCUGGAGCCUUCUGUUAUUCUAAUGAUAUUGGCUGCAAAUGCAGCAGUUGGGGUGAUUACAGAAACAAAUGCUGAAAAGGCUCUUGAGGAGCUACGGGCCUAUCAAGCUGAUGUUGCAACUGUACUUCGAAAUGGUUGUUUUUCCAUACUUCCAGCAACUGAAAUUGUUCCUGGCGAUAUUGUGGAAGUUUCUGUUGGGUGCAAAAUUCCUGCUGAUAUGAGGAUGAUUGAGAUGCUGAGUAAUGAAGUACGUGUUGAUCAGGCUAUUCUUACAGGUGAGAGCAACUCUGUGGAAAAAGAGCUUGAAACUACCACAGCAACAAAUGCUGUAUAUCAAGACAAAACAAACAUAUUGUUCUCGGGAACAGUUGUGGUUGCUGGUAGGGCAAGAGCAAUUGUGGUGGGAGUUGGUCAUAACACUGCCAUGGGCAGCAUACGUGAUUCAAUGUUGCAAACAGAAGAUGAGGUGACACCAUUGAAGAAGAAGCUGGAUGAGUUUGGUACCUUUUUGGCCAAGGUGAUUGCUAGUUGUAUGCAUUACAUUUUAGUGUUCAUUCUGCUAGCAAAUUCAGUUUUUGUUAUGGUUCCUUUUGAAUACUGGGUCCUGCAUUUUAUUGUCUGUCAAGAUGCCAUUUUGGUUUCCUGA